This is a messenger RNA of Penicillium lagena, 1089 nucleotides long. RefSeq lists its product as uncharacterized. Bases 1 to 1089 code for a protein of 362 amino acids. The transcript has a single exon. NCBI's taxonomy places the organism in Eukaryota, Fungi, Ascomycota, Eurotiomycetes, Eurotiales, Aspergillaceae. The record is from RefSeq and is a predicted model, not a curated record.
AUGACAACAGUAAAGCUAUACGACGGCGAGAAACAGGAUUUUUUAGACAACUACCCGGUACUCACCAAAUUCAUUUCGGGGGAUGCAUCGAAACCACUAGUUGCUUUUAUUCCCGGGCUCGCACACAAUGCCCGCAUCUCCUACGGCGGACACCAUAAAAGCCACAGUGAAGACUUUAUAGCCCACUGGUUUCAUGAACACGGAUAUGGAUUCCUGGGCAUUUCAUAUCCUUUAGAAACUGAUCCGGAGAUCAUGCCUCCUACCGGCAGGGAGCUUUCAUUGCGUGAUUGGGGUAAACAGGCCGCAAAAGCGAUGAAGAAGGUGGUGGACGAGCAUGAAGUAUCUUCGAAGGUCGUCAUUUUAGCCUGGAGUAUGGGCGGCAAGAUUCUGGAGGCGGUUACCGUUGAGGCAAAGGCUCUCGGGCUCACUGUGAGCUUAUUCGUUUCAUUGGCCGCUACUCCGGCACUAUGGGGAUUGCGAAGACCUGUGCAGCAGUCUCAUGCUAUCUUGACUCCCGCGGGCUACUGGGACAAUAGGUUUUUGCAUGGAAGAUUUCUCUCUCAGCUGGCAGAGCAAAAUCAACUCAAUGAUGGCCGAACUAUUAUUGAUGAAUCUGUCUACAAAAGAGAGUAUUUCGGCGCAACUCCGGGAGGAUCGGGUGGCUGGGGAUUUCGUUAUAGCACAAAAGAACGGAAACUGAUCGAGGAUAAAUGGGCACUGCUCGAAGAAGGUCGGGUCGAUAAUUAUGGAAAUCUCCCGGCGAUGGCCGCUAUUUCUCCCACGAGCCCGCUCGACUGGCGACACUCGAUGACCGACAAUAUCAAUUGGAGCUAUCUGAUCAUCCAUAAAUUUGUCGUCGAUGCUCAGAAGAUCAAAGAAACGCGCAAAGCUUCAAUUAGUGAAAUGGAUGUAUUGGAGCACCUCAAGGCAUUUAUUUAUGAGAUUCCGGAUCGCAUGAUUACAGACAUUGAAGGCAACCACUUCUUCUUCGUCGGUGCUAAGGGGGCAAAGCAGACAGCGGAGAUAGUCAUACGAUUCAUGCAGGAAGCCGAGAAUAUUCAGACUAAGUUUGAGAACCUAAGAAUGUAA